Molecule: messenger RNA, 1944 nt
Organism: Pediculus humanus corporis (human body louse)
Lineage: Eukaryota; Metazoa; Arthropoda; Insecta; Psocodea; Pediculidae
Product: luciferase, putative
Exons: 10
Source: RefSeq, a predicted model, not a curated record
UUGUUCAUAAGGGAAAAUCCAUACUACAGUGAAAAAUAUCAAAAAGCUUAUUCGAAAUCAAUUAACGAACCUGAAGAAUUUUGGGCGGAAGUUGGUAAAUCCGUGACUUGGUAUACUCCAUGGUCGAAAGUUAUCGAUAACUCGAAUCAACCUUUCACCAAAUGGUUCGUCGGUGGAAAGUUAAACGCUUGUUAUAAUGCAAUCGAUCGACAUGUUGAAUCUGGAAAAGGUGAAAAGGUUGCUCUCAUUCACGACAGUCCGGUAACGAAUACAAUUCGACACGUGACCUACAACGAAUUGUAUUCGAAAGUUUCACGAUUGGCUGGAGCUUUGUCAGCUUUGGGAGUUGAAAAAGGUGAUAGAGUACUUAUUUACAUGCCUCUCAUUCCGGAAACCAUAAUGGCUAUGCUUGCAACCGUACGAUUGGGAGCCGUUCAUUCUGUCGUUUUCGGAGGUUUUGCCGCACGUGAAUUAUGCGUCAGAAUAGAACAUUCUGAACCAAAAGUUAUAAUUGCAGCAAGCUGUGGCGUUGAACCGCAUAAAAUAGUCAGGUACAAAGAAAUAUUAAACGAAGCUUUACUUCAUAGUAAAGUUAAACCGCGAUGUUGUAUAAUAUAUCAAAGGAGAAACGUCGAAGAAUGUUAUUUGGAACCGGAAAUAGAUUUAUUAUGGGAUGAUGCGUUAGAAAUGACUGAACCUCAUCCUUGCGUUCCAGUUGAAGCUAACGAUCCUCUUUACAUUCUGUACACUUCCGGAACGACAGAUCAGCCGAAAGGUAUAUUGAGGCCUACCGGAGGCCACAUAGCUACACUUGCGUGGACGAUGUCGACAAUUUACGGUAUGGGUCCAAAUGAUGUUUGGCUCUCGGCUUCGGAUUUGGGUUGGGUCGUGGGUCAUUCUUACAUAUGCUACGGUCCUCUCGUUUACGGUAUCACGUCUGUGAUGUACGAAGGAAAACCAGAUCGAACUCCCGAUCCUGGUGCUUACUUCAGAGUAAUACAAAAUCAUCAGGUAAAUGCAAUAUUAACCGCUCCGACGGCUCUUCGAGUCAUUCGAAGAGAAGAUCAAGAAGCUGUGUACAGUCGAAAAUACUCUACAAAGUCACUGAGGCAUAUAUUCAUAGCCGGAGAACAUUCAGAUGAUGAAACAAAAAUGUGGGCAGCAAAAGUUUUUAAGGUACCCAUACUUAAUCAUUGGUGGCAAACGGAAACCGGUCAUUCGAUUACUGCUACAUGUAUUGGGUUUAAUCAUUCGGUAGAUCCUCCAAGAUUUUCAGCUGGUCUUCCAUUUCCGGGAUACGAUGUCCGAAUACUGAGAAAAGAUGGAACGGAAGCGGAUUUUUUAGAACUCGGACGAAUCGUCGUCAAACUUCCUCUUCCUCCGGGAACUAUGUCAACAUUGUACAAAGCCGACGAUAGAUUUAUAGAAACUUAUUUCACCAAGUACCCCGGUUAUUAUGAUACGAUGGAUGCCGGAUACGUCGACGAAUUCGGUUACGUUUACGUUACUGCCAGAGAUGAUGACGUCAUAAACGUUGCCGGACAUAGGUUGUCGACUGCAGCUUUGGAAAACGUUAUAAUGAGUCAUUCAUCGGUAUCUGAUGCUGCAGUGAUCGGAGUACCGGAACCUACAAAAGGAGAAAUACCGUUUUGUUUUUUUACAUUAAAAAAAGGAGUAACAGAAAGUCCAGAAAAAAUCACCGAAGAUCUCGUCGAUAUGGUUCGUGAUUUAAUCGGUCCGAUAGCAGCAUUUAAAUUAGCAGCUCCGAUAAGGGCCCUACCUAGAACGAGAUCGGGAAAAAUAGCAAGAAAAUCUAUGGCUAAUUUAGCAAGAAACAAAUUCGUUAAGAUAUCCGGAACAAUCGAAGAUCCCACAAUUUACAAAGACGUUAAAAAUAUUUUACAAAAUUACGGAUAUGCUCGAACUGCACCCGAUCCAAAAUGA